AUGCCCGCCGCCACCAUCCCUCCCCUCCCUUUCUCCGCCGAAGAAGUGCUCAACGCUUCUGAAAAGGACAAAGCGCAACUCAAGGACAUCCACACCCUCCUCGACAAGCUCUUCGUCCGCAACCGCAACCAGCACCGCCGCAACCACUGGUUCAAGUCGCUAUGGCAGUUCCGCAAGGAGAUGCGCCUGCUCGUUGAGGAGAUGGAGCACAAGAAGAAGAAGUGGGCCGCUGAGCAGAUCACGUCCCGUCUGAAGUACUGGGAUGAGAAGUGCAUCCACCAGUGGUACUUGCACUUUACACAGCUCGUCGCUGUGGGCCCAUUCGCGGUGCUAGGCCUUGCGCUCAUGGCGUCAGUGGCGCGCGUGUGCCGGAUCACCGGCAUCACGGCCGUGUACGAGGAGAUGGCCUCGGACGACGUGCAGGGUGUGUUGACAGCGGUGGAUGAGGGCUUGCUCGCCGAAGAGUACGGCGGCAUGAUGGACGUGGACGAGCCGCAGUGGGAUGAAGGAGAGGUUGUGGAGAGGGAGGAGUAG
This is a messenger RNA of Didymosphaeria variabile, 534 nucleotides long. RefSeq names its product RNase MRP subunit (gene RMP1). The record is from RefSeq and is a predicted model, not a curated record. Gene Ontology annotation, cellular component: ribonuclease MRP complex. The coding region runs from base 1 to 534 and encodes 177 amino acids. The transcript is spliced from 2 exons. Gene Ontology annotation, biological process: nuclear-transcribed mRNA catabolic process, RNase MRP-dependent; maturation of 5.8S rRNA from tricistronic rRNA transcript (SSU-rRNA, 5.8S rRNA, LSU-rRNA). NCBI's taxonomy places the organism in Eukaryota, Fungi, Ascomycota, Dothideomycetes, Pleosporales, Didymosphaeriaceae. Gene Ontology annotation, molecular function: rRNA primary transcript binding.